AUGCCGAUAUUUGUACACCGGAAUACCACUUCAAACAGCGGCUGGGACCACUUCCUGGACCAGUUGUACUCAGAUCCUAUGCCAUCUUCAGCCAGCCAAGGAACAGAUAGGAUUCCCUUCGACUUAAAUAUGCCCUCAGGACCGUACCGAACGUUGAGCGACAACUCCAGGAGCAUUCGACUCGCAUCAUUUUCCACCACUCCCGACGGCGACAUCAUAUGUGUAUUCAAACAGUUUAGCGACUUAAAUAAUUGUCCCCCUUUUAUCGCGCUUAGCCACACAUGGGGUCCGGAGCAACCUGCCAAAUAUAUUAAUCUCGGUGGGUACUGUUUCGAGGUUCGCAACAAUCUGUAUUCGUUUCUCAAGAAUAUUUCUCUGGCGAGCAGGUUGUGGGCCCAGCAAGCAAGCUACGAAUCAGGAUCCAGGAACUCGAGCAGAAAGUUGAUGUACGACGUGGAACGUUGGAAAUGGUGGUGGAUUGACGCCAUCUGCAUAGACCAAACCUCGACCAAGGAGAAAAAUCACCAAGUAGGAAUAAUGAGCCAGAUAUACUCCAAGGCGAGCUUUGUGCUUGUUUGGCUCACGCCUGAUAACACAUCGACGAGCUCUUGGGCCGAGCGAAGAUCCAUGACUGAUAGAUGUGAAGAACUCGAGACGACGCAAAGGAUUCUGAGCAAUGAGUACUGGACUCGCGUCUGGAUAAUACAAGAGUUCAUCCUAGCACAAGACCUUUUACUUUGCUGCGGCAACACAGUUGUUACGUGGAAAGAUUUCAGACAGCACGUUGCUGCCCAUGCGAGAGAGCUUGAAUUUAACGACCGGACUUUGACAUACCUAAUGGAGCAGAGAUACUUCAAGGAGAACGACCGUAUCGAGAGACGCUUGCCAGUCUUACUACGCAAGUUCUCUAGCUUUCAUUGCACCGAUCUCCGGGACAGGGUUUUCGGCCUGCUUGGCUUAGCAGAUUCGACAGUGCGAGCGGAUUACAGGUUGAGUUGUCAAGAAGUGCUUGCGCUCGUCGUCAGCACCUACAAGAAAGACUACGACUUAAACGUCACGAAUAAUUUUGAGCCUUUAGCUCGUGCUUUAGGGCUUGGCGCGAAAGAAGCAUAUAAAGUGUACUUUCGAAUAUUUGGCAAAUACGGAAUGCCUAAACUGUUUGCGAGAAAUAACACGUGGCUAGGAGAACGACACCUUCUUGACUCCAGUUCUGUGUAA
This is a messenger RNA of Verruconis gallopava, 1218 nucleotides long. RefSeq lists its product as uncharacterized. The transcript has a single exon. NCBI's taxonomy places the organism in Eukaryota, Fungi, Ascomycota, Dothideomycetes, Venturiales, Sympoventuriaceae. Bases 1 to 1218 code for a protein of 405 amino acids. The record is from RefSeq and is a predicted model, not a curated record.